AUAGAAAAUCCAAAACAUUCGUCGAAUCAGUCCUUCCUUGAGCCAGUCCGGAGCAUUAUUAUUCUGACUCAGAUUAUCAUUAUCCAGAAUAUACAUCCAUUGAUCCAACAACCUUCGAUUUUCACAAAAUUUAACAUCAUGUCCAUCCCACUGGAUGCCCGAGAAAUAUUAAGUCACUUGAAUCAGCUUGGAUACCGAAACAUCACCCCAGACCAGUUGAAAGAAUUUCAAAAAGAUUUGCGGAAGCUUAUCAAAUUCGACACCGGAGUAAGGGGCCCAAAUGUCGGUGCUUCUCUGAAUCCGGAAGCACUAAUGCGCGGCGCUCAACAGAUGAACACCUUCCAACGGUUACAUACGCUGACAACAAUCAGCUACGAUGCGAAAAUCGCGAGGAAUAUACCCACGAAGCAAUCUCAGUCAGCAACAGUUGAAUCAAGGAAAGAAUCUGAAACAGGGGCGGCUCAACAUCUGCGAUCGGAGACAGUGACACCUGUGGAUGAGCAUGACGCAAAGGAAAUUCAUCUUUUGGAUGGGGGAAGAUCUAAGAAACUGAAAAGUGGAAAGGAGAACGUUGCUGCUAAUAAGAUGUGGAUUCGUCCACGGAGCAGUAGUGCCAAUAGCUUUCGCAAAAACGAUCCGGUCUCGCUGUAUCACUCCUACCAGAAAGAUUGGGCACGCUUCAAAAACCAACUCCCUGGAGAGAAUGAUCGUUCUGAUCUUAGGUGGCAGAUACGGACCAAGUUGCUUGGCGAGAAAUAGCGCAGCAGAGUUCAGCAAAUCAUCUUGCUAGAAAAUUGUCCGUCCAUACUGCAAACAAAACAAUGGUUUGUCUUUUUACGACAUACCUAUGCAUAUUAAAAUAAGGCUUACGUAUAGACUGAUAAAUGUAACCAAGUUGUACCCUACAAUAAACUAGACGAUUUUUUUUAGUAACAA
Armigeres subalbatus is the source of this 936-nucleotide messenger RNA. RefSeq lists its product as uncharacterized. NCBI's taxonomy places the organism in Eukaryota, Metazoa, Arthropoda, Insecta, Diptera, Culicidae. The record is from RefSeq and is a predicted model, not a curated record. The transcript is spliced from 3 exons. The coding region runs from base 139 to 759 and encodes 206 amino acids. Gene Ontology annotation, cellular component: centriole; non-motile cilium. Gene Ontology annotation, biological process: cilium assembly.